Messenger RNA from Ailuropoda melanoleuca (giant panda), 702 nucleotides. Its product is annotated as olfactory receptor 12. Lineage: Eukaryota; Metazoa; Chordata; Mammalia; Carnivora; Ursidae. Bases 1 to 702 code for a protein of 233 amino acids. The record is from RefSeq and is a predicted model, not a curated record. Gene Ontology annotation, molecular function: G protein-coupled receptor activity; olfactory receptor activity. Gene Ontology annotation, biological process: G protein-coupled receptor signaling pathway. Gene Ontology annotation, cellular component: membrane. The transcript is spliced from 3 exons.
AUGAAGACAGAGCUGAACAGGAAUUACUCGGAAGUGACCGAGUUCAUUCUGCUGGGAUUCGGAACUGCUCCAGAUACACAGAUUCUCUUAUCCCUAUUCUUCCUGCUGAUCUACAUGGUCAUUGUGGUGGGAAACCUCAGCAUGAUAAUUGUCAUUAAAAUAGACUCCAGACUUCACACACCUAUGUAUUUCUUUCUCAGAAACUUGUCCUAUUUAGAUCUCUGCUACUCCACAGUCAUUGCUCCCAAAACUCUGGCUACUUUCUUGUCCAAGGACAAGAAAAUUUCCUACAAUGGCUGUGCAACACAGUUCUUUUUUUUCGCUCUCUGUGUUGGGACUGAAGGCUUUCUUCUGGCCGUGAUGGCAUAUGAUCGCUUCUCAGCCAUUUGCUCGCCCUUCCUCUAUCCUGUUCGUAUGUCUCAACAGGCUUGUGUUCGUUUGGUGAUGGGCUGCUAUAUCUGUGGGGGCAUUAACUCCAUGAUACAAACAGGUUUCACCUUCAGUUUGUGUUUCUGUGGAGAAAACAGACUGGACCACUUUUUCUGCGACGUUCCAGCCCUGAUCAAGAUCUCAUGCNAGGACACCUGGGUAGCUCAGUCUGUUAAGCGGCUCCCUUCGGCUUUGGUCAUGAUCCCAAAUAGAGACCAUGGAUGGCACGUGGUCACUGGCCUUGAUCAUUCAGAGCUCAGCCCUCUGACCUAG